This is a messenger RNA of Elaeis guineensis (African oil palm), 1206 nucleotides long. Lineage: Eukaryota; Viridiplantae; Streptophyta; Magnoliopsida; Arecales; Arecaceae. The record is from RefSeq and is a predicted model, not a curated record.
AUGGAGCCUAAAGCUCUUGCUCUCUGCCUGUUCCUUUGGUUUCUCAUACUUGUCUCGCUUGCUUUAGCUUCUGCUUCCUCCUACUCGAGAGGGCUCGAUCCGAAGACCGCGGCACUUCAAGAGCUGGACCGCGUCGUCCAUCUUCCUGGCCAGCCUCCAGUUAAAUUUCGACAUUAUGCUGGGUAUAUCACUGUCGAUGGGAGCCAUGGAAAGGCUCUCUUCUAUUGGUUCAUCGAGGCCACUCACAAGCCAGCCAAGAAACCACUCCUCCUAUGGCUCAAUGGAGGGCCUGGUUGCUCUUCAGUAGGUUUUGGAGAAGCACAGGAACUUGGGCCAUUUCUUGUGAGAAAAGAUGUACCUCAGCUGGAACUCAACAAGCAUGCUUGGAACAAAGCUGCCAAUUUGUUAUUCUUGGAGACUCCAGCAGGAGUUGGGUUCUCAUAUUCCAACACGACCUCGGAUCUUGAUGUCCAAGGCGAUAAUGCCACCGCACUUAGCGCCUACACGUUCCUGGUAAAUUGGUUUCAAAGGUUUCCACAAUACAAACUGAAUGAGUUCUACAUAGCUGGAGAGAGUUAUGCAGGGCAUUAUGUACCCCAACUUGCAAAAGUGAUAUUCGACAAGAACAAAGAAACCACAGCAGAGGAUUAUAUAAAUCUCAAGGGGUUCAUGAUUGGGAAUGCCCUUCUAGAUUUCGAGACGGAUCUCAAGGGAAUGGUAGAUUAUGCAUGGGGUCAUGCAGUCAUCUCCGAUGAAGUUUACCGAAACAUCAUAAAAAGUUGCAAUUUUAGUGCUGCCACAUUCUCUCAAGAAUGCAAUAAUGCCUUCUUACAAUACUAUGCAGUCUAUGACAUCAUUGACAUGUAUAGCUUAUACACACCACUCUGUGAAAGUGGAUACCCGAACUUUACAACUUCAAUGAUGAUGGCUCAGAGUGAAGAAAACCCCACCUCUAUCUCAAACUUUGAGGACUUGUUGCUGAAGAUACCAGCUGGUUAUGAUCCUUGUUUAGAAACCUAUGCAACAGAAUACUUCAACCGUCAAGAUGUUCAAGAAGCUUUGCAUGCCAAUGUCACAAAAUUGACACGUCCAUGGUCUCUCUGCAGCCGCUCUGUCAAUAGGGCAUGGAAGGAUUAUGAAAGAUCAAUCCUUCCAACCAUCCAAAAACUUGUUGAUGAUGGAGUUCGCAUAUGGGUGUUCAGGUGA